Vidua chalybeata is the source of this 1010-nucleotide messenger RNA. It is a transcript of the gene KDELR2, whose product is annotated as KDEL endoplasmic reticulum protein retention receptor 2. Lineage: Eukaryota; Metazoa; Chordata; Aves; Passeriformes; Viduidae. Bases 96 to 734 code for a protein of 212 amino acids. The transcript has 5 exons. Gene Ontology annotation, molecular function: ER lumen protein retrieval receptor activity. The record is from RefSeq and is a predicted model, not a curated record. Gene Ontology annotation, biological process: endoplasmic reticulum to Golgi vesicle-mediated transport; protein retention in ER lumen. Gene Ontology annotation, cellular component: endoplasmic reticulum; membrane; cis-Golgi network.
CUGGCCACGUCCCCGGGCCACGUCGCUCGGUGCCCGCUGAGCUUGCGCCAUCUUCGCUCCCCGGCUCCGGCUGCGCCGCCGCCUCUGCCGCCGCCAUGAACAUCUUCCGCCUCACCGGGGACCUGUCCCACCUGGCGGCCAUCAUCAUCCUGCUGCUCAAGAUCUGGAAGAGCCGCUCCUGCGCGGGUAUUUCUGGGAAAAGCCAGCUUCUGUUUGCACUGGUCUUCACUACCCGUUACCUGGACCUCUUCACUUCAUUCAUUUCAUUGUAUAACACAUCUAUGAAGCUUAUCUACAUCGCUUGCUCGUACGCCACCGUGUACCUGAUCUACAUGAAGUUCAAGGCCACCUAUGAUGGAAACCAUGACACCUUCCGAGUGGAGUUCCUGAUAGUUCCUGUUGGUGGGCUCUCUUUUCUUGUCAAUCAUGACUUCUCUCCACUGGAGAUACUGUGGACCUUCUCCAUCUAUCUUGAAUCGGUUGCUAUUCUCCCUCAACUUUUCAUGAUCAGCAAAACUGGGGAAGCAGAGACCAUCACUACUCACUAUCUUUUCUUCCUGGGUCUGUACCGUGCCUUGUACUUAGUCAACUGGAUUUGGCGCUACUACUUUGAGGGAUUUUUUGACCUCAUAGCUGUUGUUGCUGGUGUGGUCCAGACCGUUCUGUACUGUGACUUCUUCUAUUUGUAUGUUACAAAAGUUCUCAAGGGAAAGAAGCUCAGUUUGCCAGCGUAAGUGCCAAAACAUCACCAGCAUCUGUCCUGUUGGAUGCUUGGACAGAACAAUCCUUAUCACAAGCAAAGGUGAAGAUGCUUGAGACAGAAAGUCAGAAACACAGCUCUUUAUAGUGCAGGUAGUCAUCAGCGGCUCUGUAAGAACGGAGGAAAAACAACCAGCAGAUUUCUGUUUGAUGCAUCUUGCCUUUAUCUUUUUUAUUACUAUGUAUAAAGAUUUUUUACAUAAAGAAACUUAUACUGUAUUAAUAAAUUCAGUGUAUGGUUUCAAUUGGAA